AUGGUCCUCUUUUUCAUUCUUCUUCUUGUGUUUCCGCAUAUGGAUAAAGCCCUUAGCACACAUAUGGAGCUCCGCAAACUUAGUGGCGCUGGUGCAGAAGAGACAAACCAUCCUGAUCAAGUGACUGUCCAAAGGCAAAUGCGCUAUUUUAUUGGUCGUCCGCUGACUCCGUGCACGUUCUACACCCGAUGUAAGCGUUCAGACCCAGCUCCACAACCUCCUCCGCCGCGGAAAAGAGGUCACUGA
Molecule: messenger RNA, 246 nt
Organism: Microthlaspi erraticum
Lineage: Eukaryota; Viridiplantae; Streptophyta; Magnoliopsida; Brassicales; Brassicaceae
Source: the annotation of a GenBank genome assembly